Messenger RNA from Neomonachus schauinslandi (Hawaiian monk seal), 1091 nucleotides. RefSeq names its product intraflagellar transport 27 (gene IFT27). Gene Ontology annotation, biological process: intraciliary transport. Bases 378 to 935 code for a protein of 185 amino acids. Gene Ontology annotation, molecular function: GTP binding; GTPase activity. Lineage: Eukaryota; Metazoa; Chordata; Mammalia; Carnivora; Phocidae. The record is from RefSeq and is a predicted model, not a curated record. Gene Ontology annotation, cellular component: Golgi apparatus. The transcript has 7 exons.
GGGUGAGCGGGAGCGCCUCUGGCACUGUGUUUGGGUUGGGGCUGCAGGUUUGCGGGGUCACACUUCUCGGUCCCCACUGCCGAGGCUGGGCUGGGAACGGGAGCCGCGUCGCCUCGCUCGCACCUCCAAGGCCGUCUUCUGAGGCCUUGAGCCGAGCCCCAUCUGGCGCUCCUCCGCGCCCCCGCCCCAGUCCUAGCGCCCGAUAGCCGCCCCCAGCCCAGCCCAGCCCAGCAGGUCCGGGCCCCAUUGUCCCUGUCCCCACCGCGGCCACAGGCCCCUUGAGCCUCUCCUCUCCCCACUUCCCUUCGCAGGCAAGCCCCCCAACGCCUCUAGCAGCCGCUCUUCCCCUGUCUCGUCCGCGGAGGUGGUUGGUUACCAUGGUGAAGCUGGCGGCCAAAUGCAUCCUGGCAGAUCCAGCGGUGGGCAAGACCGCCCUGGCGCAGAUCUUCCGCAGCGACGGGGCCCAUUUCCAGAAGAACUACACCCUGACGACAGGGGUGGACUUGGUGGUGAAGACGGUGCCAGUUUCUGACACGGGGGACAGUGUGGAACUCUUCAUUUUUGACUCUGCCGGCAAGGAGCUGUUUUCUGAAAUGCUGGAUAAACUGUGGGAGAGUCCCAACGUCUUGUGUCUCGUCUAUGACGUGACCAACGAGCAGUCCUUCACCAACUGUAGCAAGUGGCUGGAGAAGGCUCGGUCACAGAUUCCAGGCACCUCCCUCCCAGGUGUGCUAGUGGGGAACAAGGCAGACCUGGCCAGCAGACGAGCGGUGGAUUCAGCUCAGGCCCGGGCGUGGGCCCUGGGCCAAGGCCUGGAAUGUUUUGAAACAUCCGUGAAGGAGAUGGAAAACUACGAAGCCCCGUUCCACUGCCUGGCCAAGCAGUUUCACCACCUGUACCGGGAGAAGGUGGAGGUUUUCCAGGCGCUGCUGUGAGGGCCGGGGGCGGGCAGCGCCCCACGACGGCACAGCGCCACUGGGGAGCUGGCGGGGACUCGGGCUCCUCGGGGAGGAGAGAAGCUGGAGCUGCCUCGACGACUUCCAAUGUAUCCUGACAGCUUUAAAUAAAAUGAGAAGAUGUAGGAGCCGCCA